Molecule: messenger RNA, 2322 nt
Organism: Miscanthus lutarioriparius
Lineage: Eukaryota; Viridiplantae; Streptophyta; Magnoliopsida; Poales; Poaceae
Source: the annotation of a GenBank genome assembly
AUGACCAAAAUUCUCCUCCUCCUGCUGCUCCUGUCAUUGCCGCCGCCGGCAGCCCUGGCGCUGAUCGCCGAGGGCCUGGCGCUGCUGGCGUUCAAGGCGGCGGCGACCGAGGACCCGUACUCGGCGCUGUCGCGGUGGUCCGAGUCGGACCCGGACCCGUGCGGGUGGCCGGGCGUCAGGUGCGCCAACGCCUCCUCGUCGUCCUCCUCGGCGCCGCGCGUCGUCGUCAGCCUGGCCGUGGCGGGCAAGAACAUCUCCGGGUACAUCCCGUCCGAGCUGGGGUCGCUGCUCUUCCUCCGCCGCCUCAACCUCCACGGCAACCGGCUGUCGGGCGGCAUCCCCGCCGCGCUCUCCAACGCCUCGUCGCUCCACUCGCUCUACCUCUACGGGAACCGCCUCACGGGCGGCCUCCCCGCCGCCGCGCUCUGCGACCUGCCGCGCCUCCAGAACCUGGACGUCUCCGGGAACGCGCUCUCGGGCGAGCUGCCGCUGGACCUCCGCGGCUGCCGCAGCCUGCAGCGGCUCGUGCUCGCCCGGAACGCCUUCACGGGGGAGCUCCCGGCGGGGGUGUGGCCCGAGAUGCCCAGCCUGCAGCAGCUCGACCUCUCCUCCAACGCCUUCAACGGCUCGCUCCCGCCCGACCUCGGCGAGCUGCCCCGGCUCGCCGGCACGCUCAACCUCUCCCACAACCGCUUCUCGGGCGUCGUGCCGCCCGAACUGGGCCGCCUCCCGGCCACCGUCACGCUGGACCUCCGCUUCAAUAACCUCUCUGGGGCCAUCCCGCAGACGGGCUCCCUCGCCAGCCAGGGCCCCACGGCGUUCCUCAACAACCCCGGCCUCUGCGGCUACCCGCUCCAGGUGCCCUGCCGCGCCGUCCCGCCGCCCACGCAGUCGCCGACGCCGCCGGCGGCCACGACGACCCCGCUGCCCUCCUCCACCGCGUCCUCCGACCGGCACCAGCAGCCCAUCAGUUCGGGCCUGAUAGCGCUCAUCUCCGUCGCGGACGCCGCCGGGGUGGCCCUCGUCGGCAUCAUCCUCGUGUACGUGUACUGGAAGGUCAAGGACCGGAAAGACAACCACCGCGGGCACCGCCGCGACGACGACGGCGACUACAGCAGCAAGAGCGGGCUCUGCCGCUGCAUGCUGUGGCGGCACGGCGGCAGCGACGACAGCUCCGACGCGUCCUCGGGCGACGACGACGGCGAAGCAGGAAAGUACAGCAGCGGCGUCGGCGGCGAGGGGGAGCUGGUGGCGAUCGACCGCGGGUUCCGCGUGGAGCUGGACGAGCUGCUGCGGUCCUCGGCCUACGUGCUGGGCAAGGGCGGCAAGGGGAUCGUGUACAAGGUGGUGGUGGCGAACGGGACGACGCCCGUGGCCGUGCGGCGGCUGGGCGGCGGCGGCGGGGGCGCGGACCGGUGCAAGGAGUUCGCUGCGGAGGCGCGCGCCGUGGGGCGGGCGCGCCACCCCAACGUCGUGCGCCUGCGCGCCUACUACUGGUCCGCCGACGAGAAGCUCGUCGUCACCGACUUCGUGGGCAACGGCAACCUCGCCACCGCGCUGCGUGGUCGGCCUGGUCAAACCGCCUUGUCGUGGUCAGCGCGGCUGAAGAUCGCAAGGGGCGCGGCGCGCGGGCUGGCGUAUCUCCACGAGUGCAGCCCGCGGCGGUUCGUCCACGGCGAGGUGAAGCCAUCCAACAUCCUCCUCGACGCCGACUUCACCCCGCGCGUCGCCGACUUCGGCCUCGCGCGCCUGCUCGCCGUCGCCGGCUGCGCCCCCGACGGGCAGCCCUCCUCGGGUGGCGCCGGCGGGCUCCUCGGCGGCGCCAUCCCGUACGUCAAGCCACCGGCGGCGCCGGGCACGGGUCCGGACCGUUUUGCCGGCAGCGGGUACCGCGCGCCGGAAGCGCGGGCGGCGUCCGGUGCGAAGCCGACGCAGAAGUGGGACGUGUUCUCGUUCGGGGUGGUGCUGCUGGAGCUGCUGACGGGGCGAGGCCCGGCCGCCGACCACGCGUCGCCGUCGACGUCGGCGUCGUUCUCGGCGCCUGUGUCCGGGUCGACGGCGACGGACAGGUCCGGGAGUGGGGAGCACGGCGGCGGCGGCGGCGCGGUGCCGGAGGUGGUGCGGUGGGUGCGCCGCGGCUUCGAGGAGGACGCGCGGCCAGUGGCGGAGAUGGUGGACCCGGCGCUCCUGCGGGGCCCCGCGCUGCCCAAGAAGGAGGUGGUGGCGGCGUUCCACGUCGCGCUCGCGUGCACGGAGGCCGACCCGGAGCUCCGGCCACGGAUGAAGGCCGUCGCCGACAGCCUCGACAAGAUCGGAUCAUGA